Messenger RNA from Thamnophis sirtalis, 683 nucleotides. The record is from RefSeq and is a predicted model, not a curated record. NCBI's taxonomy places the organism in Eukaryota, Metazoa, Chordata, Lepidosauria, Squamata, Natricidae.
AUGCAUCUUUCUGGAAUUCAACCUAUUUCUUGGUCCUUGUCUCCGCUAUUUUCCUGCUUCAGGAGGUCCUAGAAACUUCCAUUUUCACGGAUACUUUGGUCUUCCGGGUGGCUCCAUGGAUCAUGACCCCAAACACCUUGCAGCCAGUUACGGUUUACGUCUGCAGUGUCAAGGACAACUAUCUCUUCCUGAAGGAAAUUAACAGUUUGGUGAGCAAAGCCGGAUGCAAGAUUAGUGUUUGCUCUCGGUACAUGAACCGUGGCGACCGAUGGAUGCAGGACGAGAUUGAAUUUGGCUACAUUCAGGCACCCCACAAGCAGUUCCCGGUGGUUUUGGACUCUCCGCGGGAUGGAGGCCUGGAAUAUUUUGCCGUCAAAGAGAUUUUGGGCCCAGAUUUUGGCUACGUGACACGGGAGCCUCUCUUUGAGAUCGUCACCGGCCUGGACUCCUUUGGGAACUUGGAGGUCAGCCCCCCGGUCUCGGUCCAUGGAAAGGAGUAUCCUUUGGGCAGGAUCCUCAUUGGGAGCAGCUUCCCCACUUCUGGGGGACGCCGAAUGACCAAGGUGGUGCGCAACUUCCUCCAGGCCCAGCGGGUCCAGUCCCCAGUGGAGUUGUAUUCAGACUGGCUGACCGUUGGCCACGUGGACGAGUUUGUGAGCUUCGUUCCCGUCCCUGGCAAGAAG